This is a messenger RNA of Python bivittatus (Burmese python), 1890 nucleotides long. It is a transcript of the gene MAT1A, whose product is annotated as methionine adenosyltransferase 1A. Gene Ontology annotation, biological process: S-adenosylmethionine biosynthetic process. NCBI's taxonomy places the organism in Eukaryota, Metazoa, Chordata, Lepidosauria, Squamata, Pythonidae. The record is from RefSeq and is a predicted model, not a curated record. Gene Ontology annotation, molecular function: methionine adenosyltransferase activity; ATP binding.
UUUCCCCGGGGCCAGACGGGGGAGCGAAAGGGCGGUCGAGACUUUGGGGCAAGGACAGCGCUUGGCGGCUUCUUUUGUCUCCGCCACCCGUGCCCAGCUUCCCCUUCACCCUGCCAGAGAAUGGGCUCUUCCAAGCUUCUCACAUGAUGAGCGAGGCACUUUCGCUUUUCCAUAUAUAGAGGCCAGGCGGCCUGACAGCUCCCGCGAGCGCGAGGAGAAGGUGGGUUCGACGCGCGCAGAGAGACGCGCUUUUACGCAGCGAGCUGUGCCCUGGAAGACCCCGCGAGCCGCCGUUCGUCGUGCAAGGAGACAGCGCCGCUCGGCUUUGGUGCCUUCGGGGGGAAGAUCGCCAACCUUUCCCAGCUCUUCUUUCCUCGAGGAGCCCGCCCGCCAGACCAGCAAAAAUAUUAAUCAGAAUCAAAGAUGAAUGGGACUUUAGAUUGCCUGCGGGACCACACGCUAAACGAAGAGCAGGGGGUGUUCAUGUUUACUUCGGAAUCCGUGGGAGAAGGACAUCCAGAUAAAAUAUGUGACCAGAUCAGUGAUGCUGUCCUUGAUGCCCACUUGAAGCAAGAUCCAGAUGCCAAAGUUGCUUGCGAGACGGUCUGUAAAACAGGAAUGGUGCUACUCUGCGGCGAGAUCACAUCCAGAGCUGUUGUGGACUAUCAGCAGAUUGUCCGAGACACAAUUAUGAACAUAGGCUAUGAUGAUUCAGCUAAAGGCUUUGACUACAAGACCUGUAACGUUCUCGUGGCAUUGGAGCAACAAUCACCUGAUAUUGCCCAGGGGGUUCAUCUACACAGGAACGAAGAAGAUGUUGGUGCUGGAGACCAGGGCCUGAUGUUUGGCUACGCAACUGAUGAAACAGAAGAAUGCAUGCCUCUAACCAUUAUGCUUGCCCACAAACUGAACGCCAAAAUGGCCGAGCUGAGACGCUGUGGGGUCCUUCCUUGGCUCAGACCAGACUCCAAAACCCAGAUCACAGUUCAAUACGUCCAGGAAGAUGGCGCUGUUAUCCCCAUGCGGGUCCAUACCAUUGUCAUCUCGGUGCAGCACGAUGAAAGCAUCUCCUUGGAUGCCAUGCGCAAAGCCUUGCAGGAACAUGUGAUCAAAGCCGUAGUGCCACCCAACUACUUAGAUGACAACACUGUUUACCACCUUCAACCCAGUGGCCGUUUUGUCAUUGGAGGUCCGCAGGGUGAUGCAGGAGUUACCGGCCGGAAGAUCAUUGUGGAUACGUACGGAGGAUGGGGAGCCCACGGUGGCGGGGCCUUCUCAGGCAAAGACUACACAAAAGUUGACCGGUCAGCAGCAUACGCAGCCCGGUGGGUUGCCAAGUCUUUGGUGAAGGCAGGGCUGUGUCGUCGGGUUCUGGUCCAAGUUGCCUAUGCUAUUGGAGUGGCUGAACCACUUUCCAUCUCGUUGUUCACCUAUGGUACCUCUGCAUAUUCUGAGCAAGAGCUGCUCAACAUUGUCCACCAGAAUUUUGACCUUCGACCUGGAGCCAUUGUCAAGGAUUUGGAUUUAAAGAAGCCCAUUUAUCAGAAGACUGCCUGUUACGGUCACUUUGGAAGAAGUGAAUUUUCUUGGGAAGUUCCUAAAAAGCUUGCCUUCUAACCAUCUUGGGCCAACCUCUCCAUUUCAAAGGAACAGGAUUUUACUACCACGAGUGCUUCCAUUGACCAUAGUCAAUGCUAAAAAAAAAUGGAGAAAUGUUCGCUGUUUGCUUUCUCUACAUCUCACUACAUGCAGACUUAUGGAGGAUAAAAAGGCAGAUGGAUACCAUUUUAAUUUUGUCUAAUGCUGCUAUUUUGGGGUAGGGGGAGGAAGUUCCAUUGGAAAAGACAAGAUGGGACUUAAACCUACAAUCAGACCAUGGAUUUUUUUUUU